AUGAGGGUGCUAUUACUCUCGUUUCUUGCAGUCAUCGUGAGCAGUGAAGAAAGUUUUGAAGAAAAACUAAAAGAAGGGCAUCAGUUACUCAAAAACGAUCCGAAUGCGGAUGAUACGAUGGAAUUUCUCCAGAAACUGCACACUAUGGAAAAAGAAAUUAAAGAGGAAUACUCUAAAGAACCGACCACUGAAGAAUUGAAAGCAAUGGAGGAUUAUGCAAAAAUCAAAAAGUCCGACAUGGGUGUUUCAAUCGCAGGAGUCAAUAGGGACAGCAAAGUUGGCAAUGCGCUGUUCCAAGGAGACAUGAUUCUGACGAAAAAGCAAGCCGAUGAGAUAUUGGAAGACAUCAAGGAAAGCAAGGGCAAUCGCGACAAACGGCAAGCUUACCGUGACGAAAAAUAUCCUGGAACUCUGUGGUCUCAAGGAAUAAAUUACGUGUUUUGGAACGCAACUAACUCGGCCAGACGAGUGUUCAAGAAAGCUGCCGUGAUAUGGAGUGAGAAUACCUGCCUUGAAUUCAAGGAGGACAAUUCAGCUACGGAUAAAGUAUACGUUGUCCACGGUGCAGGAUGUUGGUCACAUGUCGGAAGAAUUGGAGGAUCUCAGAUCCUCUCACUUGGCGACCGUUGUGACUACGGACCGCCUGGUUCAACGAUUGAAGUGAUCUUUCAAAACUACACCGAAAACUUGGCUUACGACGGAUGUGUGUGGGCAGGUGUUGAGAUUAAAACAUUAGCAGAUCAGCGUCAAACUGGCUAUAGAUUCUGCUCUCCGGAUUACGGUGGAACUUCUCUGACCUCUACCCGUAACAUGGUUCCUGUAAUUACUUUCAGCAGACUCUACGAAGUUAAAUCGCUCCUGCGCUAUCGCAUCGCUUCUUCUGGUCCAGCCACUUCUGAGCCAACAUCUGAAGAGACAGGUCAGCCAACACCUCAGCCGACUCGUCAACCAUCGUCAGAGAGAACACCCGGUCCAACCAGUGAGCCCAAGAAGCGUUGCUGUGAACGUAAACUGUGUCAAAUAUUAGUCAAGUUGGGUCUUUGCGAUUCCUCUACGUACACCGCGGAACUCAAGGAAGAGACCUGCCCGGGUUCGUGCACAUAA
This is a messenger RNA of Angiostrongylus costaricensis, 1104 nucleotides long. The record is from the annotation of a GenBank genome assembly. Lineage: Eukaryota; Metazoa; Nematoda; Chromadorea; Rhabditida; Metastrongylidae.